AGUAGAAACACGGCAGAGGGAGACAAGCAGUUGCUUGAGAGGUCGCUUUGCCUUUCCAAGCUAGUGUAUCUAUCUACCCGGUAUCACUGAUUUUUUUUUUCAACGGGCAGAGAAGCUGGCAGGAUUGCGGAAUUGCACAAGGGUUCUAAUGACAUCUGGAUCGGCGGUGGAGUUGGUCACGCCUGCGCUCGUAGAGUAGCUAGCCAACUAGCCACCGCUGUAACUUCUUUUUUUUCCCAGUAGCGGUGUGAGUCGUUGCUAGCAAUGGAUGCGCUGUGGAUGGUCCUGCUGCUGGUGGUCCCAGCACUACUAUUGACCAGCAGCACGUUUGUUUUUUAUUUUAAAAAGUGUUUCUACGUGGCGUAUAUGAUGAUACUGGGUGUAAUAGCAAUACCACUCAGCAUCCUGAAAAGCGGUGGUAGGGAUAUUGAAAACAUGAGGAUCAUUCGCUCCCUGGUCCGUCAUGUGAAGUACUUCCUGGGUCUGCGCUUUGAGGUGAGUGGCUGGGAACACCUGCAGACAGAGGGACCCUACGUCAUCAUUUCCAACCACCAGAGUUCCCUGGACGUACUGGGUAUGAUGGAGGUCCUGCCCGACCGCUGCUCCAUGAUCGCCAAGAAGGAGCUGAUCUACGCCGGCACGGUGGGCCUGGUGUGCUGGCUGGGCGGCAUCGUCUUCAUCAACCGCAAAAAGACCAGCGAUGCCAAGAGCGUUAUGGCUGAUGCUGCCAAAACCAUGAUGGAUGAGAAGAUUCGCCUGUGGGUGUUUCCUGAGGGAACGAGGAACCAGAAGGGAGACCUGCUGCCUUUCAAGAAGGGAGCGUUCCACCUGGCUGUGCAAGCACAGGCCCCCAUCAUACCGAUCGUGUUUUCCUCCUACAGCAAAUUCUACCUGCGGAAGGAAAAGGAGUUCAAGUCAGGCACUAUCACUUUGAAGAUCCUGCCCAAGAUCGAGACCAAGGGACUGACCACGGACGAUGUGUCGACGCUGACCGACCAGUCGUACGCCAUCAUGCGCUCCGCCUUCCUCGAGAUCUCUGGCCCUGGGAAGCAGAGCAACGGGCCGUCCAGUCACUGAACAUUCCGCUGCCCCCCCAGACCCUCUGACCCCCCCCCCCCCUUCUCUCUCUUCCCUCGUCCCCUCCCCCUGUUCCCUCUGCCUACCUAUCACCCUGGCAACGCCGAGAACCUCUGCAGUGACUCAUGACUCCAUAGUCAUGGUGACAGUAAUGACUGUAACCGAAAUUGCUUUCGAUGUCCUAUCUUUUGGUCUUCUUGACAAAGGAUCGUACACACACACACACACACACACACACACACACACACACACACACCCUCUCACACACACACAUACAUGCACACCUUCGCACAGAUAAAUAACUUAAGCCUCUCUAUCCUGUUGCUUCAUGGACUCAUGAAUAUGGGAGGGGAGGUGAAGGGGUUGAGAUGAUGUCACUUCCCACAUGGAAGGGGGGGAGGGAAUGGGGGCCGGCCAAGCGGUGACCCCCGACCUCUAAAAAACGCUCUGCUUCCUGGUCCGACUCGGCACCGCCGCAGGUCGAGGACCAGGAGCCCCCGUGGGAUCGUGGGAGUUGACGGACGACACCCCUGUACUGCAUGCCUUCCUCUGCCAUGCCGCCUUCUGCCCAGUGCUCAGCUUCAGCAGCUUUAUUUUGUGUAUUUUUUUAUUAUUAUUAUUGUUUUGUUUCAAGUUGUUGAUGUUGUUGUUUUUUGUUGUUAUACUUUCUAUUCGCUUUUUUGGUUGUUAUUGUGCUUUGGCCAAUUUGCUCACAUCUCCUGUAGAUGAAGCACCAACUGUCUGAGAUCCAGCCUCCGCCUUACAGUAAUGAGCGCGCGCGCGCACACACACACACACCCGUACCCAUACACACACACUCGCACACAAAGUUCACACACAAUACUCAUACGCACACGGAGAGAGAGAGAGAGGAAAGGCUUCCAAGUUUCAUGCGUGAGUGGAAAACACAUGCGCACACACACACACACACACACACACACACACACACACACUCUUCUCCGACACUGCUCCUCUGAACUAAUGUACCAUGUAUCCAAUGUUGAACAUUGAUGGUGUAAAACUAUGAAAAUUAUUUAUACUGCUGACAUCAAAUUUGAUAUCUCAAAUCUGCUGUUUUUCUUCAGACGGUGAAGUGAGACAGCGUGCGGUGGACAUGCUGUUUCUCUCUCUAUAAAUGUAUUAUUUUUCUUCAUGCGUUUCUAUGUCUGUGAAUCCCCAUUCACAAACACAAAAAGGUGUCAAAAAGGUGUUUUCCAUGAAGUGCACUGUUCUGCUAUACACUCGUAUGAUGGAGUCAGAAUUCCAGUUACACGAAUGUCCACAAAGAACCAGUUCUAGUCCUGUAUGCUAAAAGCUUGUUGUUGUUUUUUUUAAUAUGUUUUGUUUGUUUUGCUAGAAGUUUCGGUUAUGUUCUUUUGUUGUUAAUUUAACGAGUGUUAAUUUGUUGAGAUUCUAAAGGAGAGUUAAUUUAAGGAGACGUGAUCUUUGUGAAAAGUCUUUUGUUGCAUGUGGUCUGUGUGUAUGGGACUGAAAAAGGCGCUGAUCAUGAACAGCCAAAAAGUUGAACUAGUUUCUCACAAGCCUUGGUUCAUGUAGAUCUUUCAUUGAUGAUUAUAGAAGAAGACCUCAAACUCUUCACACUUGUAGAUCUUGAGUUGAUUGUGAUUGGUGGAGAGUAGGUCAUGAUGGCUAGACACAUUUUUUCCUUUUUCGUUUUUGCUUCUGAUUGGUUGAGACACUGGGUGUGAUCACACCAGAUUGUCAUUUUGGGGCUGUAAAGCUAUCAUCGUAAUUGAUUAAAAUUGCUUUAUUAGAGGCACAUGUGGAUUAAUGAUCAACAGCAUCUGGUAUUGACAUCUGUAUUCUAUACAGAUGAUGAGUUGUUAAUGUAUAGGCCUUCCAUCCGAGCUAUAGGUGGAGCUUCAGCCGCAGUUAUGUUUUACAGGGUUUUUUGGAUGUUUUGUGCACAGUCGUUUUGAUUGGUCAGAAGUAAAUGUGUUUUAAAUUUAGUGUUUUAAAAAUCGGAAUAGCUAGCAGCUCACUGUGAGGUUCUGCCAUGGUCCUCUGCUUCCUCAGCCAAGCUUCACUCAAUGUCUGUUUAAACUGUCGAGAAUGUAUCUCAACAUCUGAUGAAGUCUGUGCAUGAGUGUGUGUGUGUGUGUGUGUGGGAGAGAGAUCGGACAGAGUGAGAAUGUAUUUUAUUAUCUGUGUGAGUGUAUGUGUAUGUGAUCUCAUGUUCUUGCUUCUUGAGACACACAGGCAAUUUUUUUCAUGAAGCCAUUUCAUUUCAGCUCUUUCCCUUGGUGUGGUGGUAGAAGGUAGUUUGGCCUGCUUGUCCCUCACCCGUGAAGGAGUUAUCUCAACUUCGUGAUGAGGGACAGAGGUUAUGGUCAGUCAGUCAUCUCUCCUUGAGGAAGUUUGUAAUAUUUGAAAAUAUAUAUAUAAAUAUAUAGAUAUAUAUUUGUGAAUUAAAAAAAAAAAAAAAGUUCACAUCUUUUGAAUGUUGUGGCAUCCUAAAAGUGUCUAAAGCAACUCAUUUGUGCUGUUUGCCCAGUGCUCAGAUGCAGUUUAAGUCUUUCCAUCAUGUGGUUUGCUACAGACCUACUUGACAGAAUUAUGGCGGUGACAAAUGAUGUGUUUUUUUCUUCAGCUCAUAGGCGAGAAAUUUUGGAGUCAUUCAGGUCUUGGAUCAGUUUCAGUGGGAGAUUUGUGAAUGAAGUCGUGUUAAUGUUUAUUCAUCACUUCUAAACCCUUAAGCUCUUAAGUACCCCUUAAUUAAGGCUAUCUGGAUGUAGGCAGUCUUGGUGAGGCUAUGUCCAAGUCUAUCCUUAUGGUUGUGAGUGAAGUGGCAGUGUGCAUUGUACUAAUUAAAUUCUAAUUAAAUUAUAAGUUUGACUCCCCAGAUAUUCAUAUCGGCCUCAGUAUACAGAUUAGGCAUUACAUUAAUUAAUAUGUAAACUCCUGAUAUAUAUUAACAAAGCACUUUUAGCAUAGAAUUUGGAUUUAACAUUAUUUAAAGGGAAAAUUGUAAUGUGGCAAAACUGUAAAUUAUGAUUUUUUUUUUUCACCAAAGCUAUUAAAGUGUACACUGGUGGAAGCUUUAGAUUUAUUAUGGAAAAAUAAAUAAAUAAAUGCAAAAAUGUGAAAAGUGUCUAUCUGACAUCUUACAGAUCUUCAUGUGUGGGAACUUGUGUGUAUGUGUGGCCCAUGAUUUGUGUGUGUGUGUGUGUGCGUGCGUGUGCGUUUUAAGUUUGCACAUGCAAACACAUGAAUUAAAAAAAAAAAAAUCCCAUUGUAGAGUCUGGUUCUAUUUAAGAUGUAGUGUUCUGGAAUGGCACAGAAUCUGGAUUCAACCUGUCUGAAGAAUGCCUUGGGAAAGAAAGAAAAUAAAUUUCAUUCUUUUUUCCUACAAA
Molecule: messenger RNA, 4451 nt
Organism: Sardina pilchardus (European sardine)
Lineage: Eukaryota; Metazoa; Chordata; Actinopteri; Clupeiformes; Clupeidae
Gene: agpat2
Product: 1-acylglycerol-3-phosphate O-acyltransferase 2 (lysophosphatidic acid acyltransferase, beta)
Exons: 6
Coding region: 265-1077 (270 amino acids)
Biological process (GO): phosphatidic acid biosynthetic process
Cellular component (GO): membrane; endoplasmic reticulum
Molecular function (GO): 1-acylglycerol-3-phosphate O-acyltransferase activity
Source: RefSeq, a predicted model, not a curated record